AUGCUUUCACGGUCAAUAAGAGCCGAAACUCGUAGUCGUGCUAAGGAAGACAUCAAGAGGGUAAUCAGCGCGCUAGAUAAAGUCAAGAAAUGGGAGAAAAAAUGGGUAACAAUAGGAGACACCACUAUGAGAAUUUUCAAGUGGGUUCCA
This is a messenger RNA of Lottia gigantea (owl limpet), 150 nucleotides long. RefSeq lists its product as hypothetical. The transcript has 2 exons. The annotation marks the transcript as partial. The record is from RefSeq and is a predicted model, not a curated record. Lineage: Eukaryota; Metazoa; Mollusca; Gastropoda; Lottiidae.